AUGGACUCCCUUACACAGUUGGGUCUGAACAACCCCGAACUCUUCAAGGAGCUCUCAAAAUUGGCCACGCCUACAGGUGUCGCCGACUACACAGCUCUGGCAUUGCUGGCUGGAGCUGGAGCCACCUAUCUAUCGCGAGGAAUCAUCUGGGAUCAACCUGAUCCAUAUGCCCAUCUCGCAUACGAACGACCGCAAUUGAAGAACGGCGGCGCUCUUGGCUCUACCAACAAGGAAACCAGAAACAUUGCACAGAAACUCGAGGAGGCGGGCAAGAAUAUCGUCGUUUUCUGGGGUUCUCAAUCCGGUACAGCAGAAGGUUUCGCACAACGGUUGGCCAGAGAAAUCUCUCUUCGUCAUGGCCAGGAAACCAUGACUGCAGACCUUUCGGACUACGACUCCGAAACGAUCAGUCAGAUUCCAGAGUCGAAGCUGGCCAUCUUCAUUGUUUCCACGUACGGCGAGGGAGAUCCCAGUGACAACACCGCAGAGUUCUGGGAUUGGAUCAACAAGGCUCAGAAUGUCUCCCUGUCUAAUUUGCGAUACGCCGCGUUUGGUCUGGGCAACAGCAACUACAAGUUCUAUAAUCGUGUUGUUGAUGUUGUCGUCGAGGGCCUGGAAAAAUUCGGGGCAAAGGCCCUCAUGCCCGUUGGUAAGGCCAACGACGCAGAGGGUGCGACAGAAGAAGACUUCAUGGCAUGGAAGGAUGAUCUGUUCACGGUCUUCAAAGAGAAGCUGGGCUUCGAAGAAUGUGAAGUCAAGUACAUGCCAACCCUGGUCGUCCAGGAAGACGAAUCUUUGGAACCAAUCGAUCUUCAUCAUGGAGAACCUGACAAUCGUCGUGAUUCCAAGGCAGCUGCUCAGUGCACCCCAGUUCGCACACUGAACAUCGCCAAUUCGAGAGAGCUUUUCAAUGCGUCAGACCGAAACUGUCUUCACAUGGAUCUGGAUCUGAGCAGCCAGCCAGAGUUCACCUACAAGACAGGAGAUCACCUUGCCAUCUGGCCUGGAAACCCCACCUCUGAAGUCGAACGCUUGUUCGAAGUCCUGGGUCCCUCUGUUCGUCCCCAUGUCCCUCUCGGCAUCAAGUCGCUCGACCCAGCAACCAAAGUGAAAAUCCCAACCCCGACAAGUGCGGCUGCUGUUUUCCGCUACUACCUUGAAAUCUGCGCCCCCGUCAACCGUGACAAUGUUCUAGGCCUUGCACAAUUCGCCCCAACCCCGGAGGCCAAGGCAUAUCUCCUCCAGCUUGGUCAGGACAAGGACUAUUAUGCCAACUUUAUCAAUCGCACACAUCUCAACAUCGGCCGUCUUCUACAGCUAGCAUGUCCUGGAAAGGCUUGGUCUGACCUGCCGCUCUCAUAUCUUGUCGAAACCCUACCCCAUAUCCAACCCCGAUACUAUUCCAUCUCCUCCAGCAGCGUCAUCUCCCCUCGCAAACCCUCAAUUACAGCCAUUGUAUCAUCGUCACCUCUUCCAGAAAACCCCGACGAGCUCAUCCACGGCGUCACAUCCAACUACCUCCUGGCUAUCUCUCAACAAUCCCGCUCACAACCCCACCCCCAUGGCAUCACCUACCACCUCAACGGACCCAGUGACGCCCUCCAAGACGGCAAAGUCUUUGCACACAUCCGCAGAAGCCGAUUCAAGCUUCCCAUCACAAGCAAGAACCCACUCAUUAUGGUCGCUGCCGGAACUGGUCUCGCGCCCUUCCGUGCUUUCAUCUCCGAACGACGCCAGCUCCAACAAAUCGGAAAAGAAAUCGGCCAGAUGGUCCUCUUCUUUGGGUGUCGUAACCCCGAAGAAGACUUCAUCUACCGUGAUGAACUGGAAGAGUUGCAGAAUGCCCUCGGCGAUCGGUUGCGGGUUGUAACGGCCUUCUCCAGAAAACAGGGUACACCGCGCCAGUAUGUGCAAGACCGAAUUGUCGAGUUUGGCCAGGAUAUUGUCAAGCUUCUUGACGAGAGCGCCAACUUCUAUGUCUGUGGAAGAGCUGGAAUGGCUCGGGAGGUAGAGAAGGCCGUUGGUGAAACGAUGAAACAGGUCAAGGGAUGGAGUGACGGACAGGUAAAUGACUGGAGCAAGGCAAUUAAGAAGAAGAACAAGUGGCAAGAGGAUGUUUGGGGAUAA
This is a messenger RNA of Aspergillus wentii DTO 134E9, 2127 nucleotides long. Its product is annotated as NADPH--cytochrome P450 reductase. Gene Ontology annotation, molecular function: FMN binding; flavin adenine dinucleotide binding; NADPH-hemoprotein reductase activity. Lineage: Eukaryota; Fungi; Ascomycota; Eurotiomycetes; Eurotiales; Aspergillaceae. The transcript has a single exon. Bases 1 to 2127 code for a protein of 708 amino acids. The record is from RefSeq and is a predicted model, not a curated record. Gene Ontology annotation, cellular component: cytosol.